AUGCCAUUUGCUGAAAAUGAAUAAGAAUCAAUUAAAAGUUGUUUGAUGAAUUACCCAAAUAAUCUAUACAAAAAAUAAGCAAAUAAUAUCAGAGUUUAUGAAAAAUUUUAAUAUGUCUAAAAAACAUUAUAAGCUAGGUGGAAUACAAAAAGUGAUUGUCAGAUUAAAAAUAAUAAGUAUAAUGCUCUGAAUCUAAUGCUGGAUUUUUGCGAUUAUGUUAAUACAGAUAAAAAUUAAUAACAACUUAUUUUUGGAGUUUUCAAUCGAGAGUGUUAUAGGUAAUACGAGGAGAUGAGAAACAAUCAUUAUCAAUAAGUAGUAAAAAUUUAUUCAGAUGAAAAAAUUAAGAUGAGGAGUGGAUAUUUAAUAGGAAGGUUUAACUAAAUUAUUUGA
This is a messenger RNA of Paramecium octaurelia, 393 nucleotides long. The record is from the annotation of a GenBank genome assembly. Lineage: Eukaryota; Ciliophora; Oligohymenophorea; Peniculida; Parameciidae.